Oncorhynchus nerka (sockeye salmon) is the source of this 5641-nucleotide messenger RNA. RefSeq names its product AT-rich interactive domain-containing protein 3A-like. Gene Ontology annotation, molecular function: DNA binding. Gene Ontology annotation, cellular component: nucleus. The record is from RefSeq and is a predicted model, not a curated record. The transcript has 9 exons. Lineage: Eukaryota; Metazoa; Chordata; Actinopteri; Salmoniformes; Salmonidae. Bases 500 to 2344 code for a protein of 614 amino acids. Gene Ontology annotation, biological process: regulation of transcription by RNA polymerase II.
AACAGACCCCUUUUGGAUGGUUUCCAACACUUGGCGACGUGGGAUCCGUCGGUUCUCUGCGGUUGUUAAAGUGUAUUUCCUAGGUCGUCAGUAGACCCUGCCCUCCGUAUGUCACUGUAUUGACGUGUUGUUAGCAAAUGGGAGCAGAAGGGCCGAUCCUUCGCCUGGAGAGGUUAUUCUGACUACAGGGCUGAUCCUUCGCCUGGAGAGGUUAUUCUGACUACAGGGCUGAUCCUUUGCCUGGAGAGGUCAUUCUGACUACAGGGCUGAUCAUUUGCCUGGAGAGGUCAUUCUGAUUACAGUUGCCACUUCUUGCCAAAAUUUUCAGGGUUUAAAGACUCGAUCACUGCGACUACAUUUAUACAGAUUAUUCUGUUUUCUCCAAUCGAGACACGGAUCCCGAUGUUCAAUCCGGAUUCAGGAAUACUUCCACAUCUAACAUUGAAAGGAGACACUUUGUGAACUGUUUGAUAUUUCGGUCUGAUCUGACUACCGAAGCAUGGUUGAUGACAACAGUUUAGCAACUAAAUCUGCUUUGCAAGCAGUUUUCUCCUCGACCUGCAACCUCCCCCUGCUCGUCUCCUCUGCCUCGACACACAGCCACUUCCCCGGUUCACACUCACAGUCCGACCAGCCCAACGGCGGAGGCAUGAAGCUAGAGGCGGUCAUGGAAAACCUCCAAAGACAGCAGGCUGCCCGCCUGGCGCUAGAAGAGAAGCUCCGUCAGGCGGAGAAAGAGAAAGACCUCCGCUCCAUGGUCGAGUCCCAGAUCCAUCAACAAGCCCUCGCCUUCCGCCACUACCAGGCAGCGGUCCGUGGCGCUUUCGCUGCGGGAAUAGCGAACUCUUCUCUCGGGUUGGCGAGCUCCGCUGAACGGGAACUGGCUCUCCCUCACAGUCUUGACGCUCGCAGGCACUCGGCCAAAGCCGACUCCGAUAUGGAUGAUGAUCCAGAGGGCAUGGACCGAGGUAUAAAUGAUGACAACAGGGAUAUGGAGGGAGAUGGCAUGGACAACGAGGGAAUCGUGGACGAUGAGGAGGACAUAGAGGGGGCUCUCAGCCACUACCAGCCCCGCCACCCCAUGCACCCCGGGGCGGGAGACUCGCCAAAGGACACACUUGUACAUCUCAUGUCCAGAGCCCCUCCGUCUUUCGCUGCGCCCCGGCAGUCAGAGACCCCGGGCGGGAUGGCACCACAGUCUCAGCAACACGAAUGGACUUACGACGAGCAAUUCAAACAGUCAGGACAAAGCAGUUCGCCAGAGAGGAAGCUGGGAAAUUCAAGUGUCGGUAUAGGUGGCGGCUCCUCGUCGCUGAUUCAGGAGUUGUACGAGUUGGACGAUGGGGUCAAGAGGAAAGAGUUUCUUGAUGACCUUUUCAGUUUUAUGCAGAAGAGAGGGACUCCAGUGAAUCGUAUUCCUAUCAUGGCCAAGCAGGUGUUGGAUCUGUACACGCUCUACAAGCUGGUCACAGAAAAAGGCGGCUUAGUGGAGGUCAUCAAUAAGAAAAUAUGGCGUGAGAUCACCAAAGGCCUCAACCUCCCUACCUCCAUCACCAGUGCAGCGUUCACCCUGCGAACACAGUAUAUGAAGUACCUCUACCCUUACGAAUGUGAAAAGAGGGGCCUGAGCUCCCCCGGAGAGCUCCAGGUAGCUAUCGACAGCAACCGCCGUGAGGGACGUCGUCAGAGCUACGGGUCGGCCAUCUUUAACUACUCUCCAGUAGGGACUCCCUCCAUCCUCUCCUCCCCCAAGAUGAGCAUGUCUCACCUGGCCAUGUCCACCUACAACGGAGUACAUCUGACCCAGAGACACAACAUCAAGAAAGAGGACGGCCCGAUGUCGGGAGGUCUGCCGGGCCGUGUUGGGGAGAUGUCUCUGGGAGGGCACCACGGGGCGGCUGCAGCGUCGGAGCCGCCGGAGAGCGGGGAGCCGCCGGAGAAGAAGAGGAUGUCGAUGGAUCAACAGAGGCUCAUGCAGCAUGCGCUGCAGCAGAACCUCCUCGCCAUGGCAACGCAGCUGCCCAUCAAGUUAAACAACGGAGGUGAGAGGAUGAGAGAUGACAGACAAGAGACUCCAUUGAACCUGUCUACCAGCGGCAUUAGCAGCUUCAACAUGUCAAUAGAAAUAGAUGGAGUUGUCUACACAGGUGUUCUGUUUGCCAAGAAGCCCUCCCUCCCCAUGAUGCUGGGUGGUCACCAGAUCCAGAACCACACCUCCUCUCUGGGAAAGACCAGUCUGGGGCUGAACUCCUCCUGCGUACAGAUCCAUCCGUCCUGCUGCUCCUCCUCCUCCUCCACGACCUCCACAUCCUCGGUCCACAGACCCGGAAACUCCUCCCCCUGAUCUGAGUCCCACCCACAGCCCCACUAACUCACUCUAAACCCCGCCCCUAUCCUCCCCCAAAGACAGCACACGGUCUGAGAUACCAGGAUGAAAGACUUCUGUUGUUUUUUCCCCCCUCCUCCUCCCUUUUUCUCGAUUUCCCUUCUUAUCCCAGUUAAAAUAAUAAUAAACAAAUAUUUACAGAGGAAAUACUUCCGUAGGAAAAGAACAAGAAAAGGCUCUCCUUCUAUUCUCUCUCCUCCGAACUCUGAAUAGCAAUGGUAUGUAGAGGACCUCUGAACCCAAUGGUAUGUAGAGGACCUCUGAACCCAAUGGUAUGUAGAUGACCUCUGAACCCAAUGAUAUGUAGAGGACCUCUGAACCCAAUGAUAUGUAGAGGACCUCUGAUCCCUAUGGUAUGUAGAGGACCUCUGAUCCCUAUGGUAUGUAGAGGACCUCUGAUCCCUAUGGUAUGCUGAGGACCUCUGAACCCAAUGGUAUGCUGAGGACCUCUGAACCCAAUGGUAUGUAGAGGACCUCUGAUCCCUAUGGUAUGUAGAGGACCUCUGAUCCCUAUGGUAUGUAGAGGACCUCUGAUCCCUAUGGUAUGCUGAGGACCUCUGAACCCAAUGGUAUGCUGAGGACCUCUGAACCCAAUGGUAUGUAGAGGACCUCUGAUCCCUAUGGUAUGUAGAGGACCUCUGAACCCAAUGGUAUGCCGAGGACCUCUGAACCCAAUGGUAUGUAGAGGACCUCUGAUCCCAAUGGUAUGCAGAGGACCUCUGAACCCAAUGGUAUGCAGAGGACCUCUGAACCCAAUGGUAUGUAGAUGACCUCUGAUCCCAAUGGUAUGCAGAGGACAUCUGAACCCUGUGUGUGUGUAUGUAGAGGACCUCUGAACCCAAUGGUAUGCAGAGGACCUCUGAACCCAAUGGUAUGCUGAGGACCUCUGAACCCAAUGGUAUGUAGAGGACCUCUGAUCCCAAUGGUAUGCAGAGGACCUCUGAACCCAAUGGUAUGCAGAGGACCUCUGAACCCAAUGGUAUGUAGAUGACCUCUGAUCCCAAUGGUAUGCAGAGGACAUCUGAACCCUGUGUGUGUGUAUGUAGAGGACCUCUGAACCCAAUGGUAUGUAGAGGACCGCUGAACCAAAUGGUAUGUAGAGGACCUUUGAACCCUGUCUGUGUGUAUGCAGAGGACCUAUGAACCCUGUGUGUAUGUAGAAGACCUCUGAACCCAAUGGUAUACAGAUGACCUCUGAACCCAAUGGUAUGCAGAGGACCUAUGAACCCUGUGUGUAUGUAGAAGACCUCUGCCACCAAUGGUAUGUAGAGGACCUCUGAACCCUAUGGUAUGUAGAGGACCUCUGAACCCUAUGGUAUGUAGAGGACCUCUGAUCCCUAUGGUAUGUAGAGGACCUCUGAACCCAAUGGUAUGUAGAGGACCUCUGAACCCAAUGGUAUGUAGAGGACCUCUGCACCCAAUGGUAUGUAGAGGACCUCUGAACCCAAUGGUAUGUAGAGGACCUCUGAACCCAAUGUUAUGUAGAGGACCUCUGCACCCAAUGGUAUGUAGAGGACCUCUGCACCCAAUGGUAUGUAGAGGACCUCUGCACCCAAUGUUAUGUAGAGGACCAAUGAAUGUCUUUCUGUCCUGUGUGAAAAAACAGUUGGAGUCAGCUGUCUUUCUGUCCUGUGUGUACACAGUUGAAGUCAGCUGUCUUUGUGUUUUUGUUGAGACCAGCUGCUCAGUUUGGAGCAGUGUUAACAUAUAGGUACAAAUAUAUGGUGACACAUCAUUGGUCCCAAGGAACUGUGGGACAAAGACACUGGGAGACAUGUUGGCUUUCUGUCUUGUUUCCUGCUUGACCCUCGUAGCUCAAGAGAGAAGUCGCUUGUCAACGUGUAGUAAGGUUUGUUUGAUGACCUCUACUAGGCAUUGUAGCUCAUAUUAUUGCUGCUUUUUCCCUGAUAACCAAAAAAAAAGCCAGAGUAACCAAUGAAAAGAAAGUAGAACCGUAAUAAACUAUAGUAUGCACGGCACAGAUUCAAUAGUGGGCUGGACAGCAGUCGAAGCUUUGGCUUGGUACCAAUAAUCACGCUGUGAGGAAAUGCUAUCAACAAAGCACAUCUCUCAGAAUCAGGGCCAUAUUUCCUCCUGUUCGUUCAGAGAGGGAAAUAUCAGGGGGCCGUGUUGUCUAUUGAAGAUCUGAUCGAUCAAUUCCACUCAUCUCUCAAAACACAUUGCCUAAUGCUGCAGGACAAAAAAGGAGUGUCGAGACAUGGGGUUAUUUUAUGCCUUUGUCAGUAAAGGGGUGUAAACCACAUGGACCAGUAGCCUGCAGCAUUGCUCCACUUUGAGUUGCGGGCAGUGCUUUUGGUUGUUUUGACCUUUAUUUAACCAGGCAAGUCAGUUAAGAACAAAUUCUUAUUUUCAAUGACGGCCUAGGAACAGUGGGGUUAACUGGUCUAGGAACAGUGGGUUAACUGCCUGUUCAGGGGGCAGAACGACAGAUUUGUACCUUGUCAGCUCAGGGGGUUUUAACUUGCAACCUUCCGGUUACUAGUCCAACAGUCUAACCACUAGGCUACCCUGUCUCUUACCCUUCUCAGAUGUGGCUCUGAAGAGAUUGCGUGAUGGCUCAUAUCGCUGGUGAACUGACCACUGAAUUGGGUAGAACACUUCAACAUGUGACCCUGCAGAAGGAGGGUAAAACACAUGUGGAUAGCUAUGUUGGUGAGACAAAGAGAAUAUGUGGUUUCAACAGCAGAACAUAUCGAGGCGAAAGGUACUAAUCCGAUCACCAAUCACACGGUGGCUUUAUCUUAUGACUACUAUCCACUCUUGUUUUUUUUUUAGUAAUACACUUUUCUAGCAUUGGAGAGCUUGUCCCUACUCACUCUUUGGUUCUCUCUCUCACUCUUUGGUUCUCUCUCUCUCUCUCACUCUUUGGUUCUCUCUCUCUCUCUCACUCUUUGGUUUUCUCUCUCUCUCUCUCUCUCUCUCUCUCUCUCUCUCUCUCUCUCUCUCUCUCUCUCUCUCUCUCUCUCUCUCUCUCUCUCUCUCUCUCUCUCUCUCUGGAGAUAUAGGUAUGUCGUUUUUUUAUUACAGUUUUUCUCAAAUGCAUUAUUUAUUUACAUAACCUCUGACUCCUCUUGCAAAAUGAAACAUUCGUACCCUGCAUCUCACAAACUUGUCCUUUGUCUCUGUGAUACUGUAAUUCUUGUUCUUUGUUGAUAUGAACCUGCAACCAGUCAAAAUCUAUUGAGCAGUCAGUACUGUUAAUAAAUGGAAAGCACAAUGUUCAGGGCCAUACAA